This is a messenger RNA of Mugil cephalus (flathead mullet), 3024 nucleotides long. RefSeq names its product cyclic nucleotide gated channel subunit alpha 2a (gene cnga2a). Gene Ontology annotation, biological process: monoatomic cation transmembrane transport. The coding region runs from base 663 to 2702 and encodes 679 amino acids. The record is from RefSeq and is a predicted model, not a curated record. Gene Ontology annotation, cellular component: intracellular cyclic nucleotide activated cation channel complex; plasma membrane. Gene Ontology annotation, molecular function: protein-containing complex binding; intracellularly cGMP-activated cation channel activity; intracellularly cAMP-activated cation channel activity. NCBI's taxonomy places the organism in Eukaryota, Metazoa, Chordata, Actinopteri, Mugiliformes, Mugilidae. The transcript is spliced from 11 exons.
CGGACAGUUGCCAUUAGCGUUGAGAGGCAGAUGUUGCACUUUUUUAGAUGGGACCUGGGUAUGACUCAGGCAAUAACAACACGAGCGUGGGCGCAUUUGACGUGAACCGUGUCUCGUUUCCGGCGAAUUCAGUGUCCGCAAAAACAAACACAGCCAAUCAGGACCAGGUCAGCCAGAUGCCGCGGUGGCAAAUCUGCAUCGUGGAUUAAAGUACAAUGUCCUGAACAGAGCUGAAAUAACACCUCACUUCUUCUUCUUACUUCACUUGUGCAGGUGUGGGCACGAAAACACUUCACUCUCUCAGUAAUCAGACGAAUACACGCACACAAAGACACACUCGCAGUUCAGAGGCCACUUCAGACGAGGUUCUUGAAUUCAGAUGAGCUCGCUGGCGAAUAGACGCACACACACACUAACGCAAAAUUUGCAAUUUAAACGAUGCUUUUGUCUAGCGCCAUGUGAUCAUCCCUUUCAUCAGUUACAUUUGUUCACUCCGUCCAUCCAGCCACCCCAUCAUAUGUGCGCUCCCCACAGCCCGUUUGUCAUGAAUGGCUUGUUCAUUUAGAGGAAACAGACGCAGAUUAAUAGACGGGAACUAAACUCGAGGACUGAACUGAUGGAUUGAGGCUCUGAACACUUGGGACAACACAAGAUCGGUCAGUAUGACAGGUCCAGGACAGGACUCACAAAGACUGUCUGUGAAGACAUGGACAGAGGAGGAGAGUGAGCGAGCUGACAGCACACUUAGCAGGGGACAAUCUGUGUGUGAUGACACGUCUUCAGAGCUACAGAGGAUGGCGGCCAUUGACAGGAGAGACAUCAGUUCCCAGAAUUCCUUUCGUGGAAGAGGGGCCCUCUCCAGGUUAGUCAGUAUGGUGAUGACUUUGAGAGAAUGGGCUCAUAAGAGCUUGGCUGAGGAGACGGAGCGACCAGAUUCCUUUCUGGAGCGAUUCAGGGGCCCCGCCAACAUGGACAUACAGGCCCCGCCCAGCAGGUUCAGCCACAGCCGCACGGGCUCCGAUACGGAGAAUGAAAUGAGACGCUCCAGGCGCACGAGGAGGAAGUGUAAUGUGGUGGUCUUGUCCCCGUCUGAUGAUGUGUACUACCACUGGCUGAUCCUGAUUGGUGUGGCAGUCUUUUAUAACUGGACUCUACUAGUAGUCAGGGCCUGUUUCGAUGAGCUCCAGAUGAAGAACGUGCUGGUGUGGCUGGUGCUGGAUUAUGUCUGUGAUGGAGUCUAUAUCCUGGAUAUCGCUGUACGUCUGCACACAGGAUUCUUGGAUCAAGGCUUGAUGGUGACAGACGUGCGCCGUCUGAGAGAAACCUACAUUCGAACGCUGCAGUGCAAACUCGACAUCUGCUCCAUCCUUCCGACUGAUCUCCUGUACCUGACCGUGGGAAUCAUCUACACUCCUCUUCUGCGAUUCAACCGGCUGCUGCGCCUGCCGCGUCUGUUUGAGUUCUUUGAGCGUACAGAGACUCGGACGAGCUACCCCAACGCUUUCCGCAUAUGUAAGCUGGUCCUGUACAUCCUGGUCAUCAUCCACUGGAACGCCUGUGGCUAUUACAGCUUCUCCAAGGUCCUGGGACUGGGCUCGGACUCGUGGGUUUAUCCCAACGCAUCGGACCCUGAGUUUGGCUCCCUGACCAGAAGUUACAUAUACUGCUUGUACUGGUCGACCCUGACUCUGACCACCAUUGGAGAAACACCUCCUCCUGUUAGGGAUGAAGAAUAUCUGUUCUUGAUAUUUGAUUUUCUGAUUGGUGUUCUGAUUUUUGCCUCCAUCGUGGGUAAUGUUGGCUCCAUGAUCUCCAACAUGAAUGCCACCAGAGCAACCUUUCAAACCCGCGUAGACUCACUCAAGCACUACAUGCACUUCAGACACGUCAGCAAGGGACUAGAACAGCGUGUCAUUCGUUGGUUUGACUACCUCUGGACCAACAAGAAGACCAUAGAUGAACAGGAAGUGUUGAGGAGCCUGCCGAACAAACUGAGAGCAGAGAUCGCAAUUAAUGUUCACCUGGAUACACUGAAGAAGGUGCGUAUUUUCCAGGACUGUGAGGCAGGCCUCCUUGUGGAGUUGGUGUUAAAACUUCGACCCCAAGUUUUCAGUCCUGGAGACUACAUCUGUAGAAAGGGAGAUGUGGGUAAGGAGAUGUACAUAAUUAAAGAUGGCCGCCUGGCGGUGGUGGGGGAGGAUGGAGUCACGCAGUUGGCCGUUCUGACCUCAGGAAGCUGCUUUGGAGAAAUUAGUAUCCUGAACAUCAGCGGCAGCAAGAUGGGCAACAGGCGAACAGCUAAUAUCCGGAGUCUGGGAUAUUCUGACUUGUUCUGCCUUUCCAAGCAAGACCUGAUGGAGUCACUCCAGGAGUUUCCCCACGCCAGGGCCCAGCUGGAGCAGAGGGGGCGGGACAUCCUGCAGAAGGAGGGGCUUCUGGAGGAAGUGAACGUGUCUGCAGGGGAGGAGUUGGAGGAGAAGGUGGAGAGACUAGAAACCAGCCUGGAUCGAAUGCAGACGUGUUUGGCUCGCCUGCAGAGUGAGUUCAACUCUUCGCAGCUUCGACUGAAGCAGCGACUCACGACCCUGGAAAGCAACAUCACCACCGUAGUGAGCGGGAGUGGCUUCUUGUCGGACGCAGACGGCAACGAGAGCGUUUACGGGGGUGAUGGUGCCCGAAGUGAAAUCAACAUCCGCCUCUGAUGGACACAUCACAUUGUUUAUAUUGUUUUGUCAUUCAUUUUAAGUAAUUGUAUUGUAUUUUGAAGCUUUCUCAAUGUCUGUUUCUGAACUCACCAUGUACAUAAAAUUACAAACAUGUAAGUGACCAAUACUUUGACUGGUGGAGACAGUUUAAUUAUUAGGCCAAAGGAAUGAAAACAAAAACUUUUGUCUUAACGAUGAUAUCAUUUGUGCAUUCAGUUUCUGUAACCACUUGUCCUUUGGAGGAUCACAGGGAGGCUGGAGCCUAACAAAUAUUUGUUAAUGCACUAGGGGGCAUUUAGAUUAAACCAUCUUCGACACA